Molecule: messenger RNA, 1083 nt
Organism: Argentina anserina (silverweed cinquefoil)
Lineage: Eukaryota; Viridiplantae; Streptophyta; Magnoliopsida; Rosales; Rosaceae
Product: cyclic pyranopterin monophosphate synthase, mitochondrial
Exons: 2
Coding region: 138-845 (235 amino acids)
Biological process (GO): Mo-molybdopterin cofactor biosynthetic process
Source: RefSeq, a predicted model, not a curated record
GAGCUAGGUUUUUGAUUAUCAUUGUGCUUCUUCCCAAUGACCUGAACCUGUUCGUUGAAAUGACUGACUCAGUGGGUUAUAUAAUUUAUACAUCUCACUCCUGAAUUGGUUCUUAUUUGGGUUAGAUUUUGGUGAACAUGUUUCUUCGGCGAAUGGCUGUUUCGUUUCCUUACUCGAGAAGGCUUCUCAGCAGUAGCGGUAGCAGUAACAGCAGCAUUGACAUUGCGAAAGCUAUUGAUGAGCUUAACAAGGAAAUGGAAUCAGUGUUUGGUGAACCUCCAGCUGAUAGUGGGCUUGCCAGUUCUGCAAGAAAUGAUGUUAUGGCACAAGAACCCGAGUUAGAAUCACGAGCAGAAGGGGAAGGCAUGCAUGGUCUAACCCACAUUGGCAGUACUGGGGAGGCUCAAAUGGUGGAUGUUUCUCCCAAACCAAGUACCAAGAGAACUGCCGUUUCUAGUUGCAAGGUACUUCUCGGCAAGCAGGUGUUUGAUUUGGUGUUGGCCAAUCAGAUGGCCAAAGGGGAUGUGCUUAGUGUGGCCAAGAUUGCUGGAAUAAAUGGAGCAAAGCACACAAGCAGUCUCAUCCCGCUAUGCCAUAACAUACUCAUCACCCAUGUCCGGGUUGAUCUGGCACUGAACCCGAAGGAUUUCAGUGUGGAUAUCAAAGCGGAAGCCAGUUCAACAGGGAAAACUGGGGUAGAAAUGGAAGCAAUGACAGCUGCGAGUGUUGCUGGCUUGACGGUCUAUGAUAUGUGCAAAGCUGCUUCGAAAUCUAUACAGAUCACUGAUAUAAGACUUGAGAGUAAAGCUGGUGGGAAGAGUGGAGACUGGUCCAGGGAGGAGUAAGUAAAAGGUGUUCAAUAUAGUGCAAUAUGCUCUCAUUGUCAGCGGGUAAGUGCUUUAGUGCCGAUUUUCAAAUCACAUUGUAAUGAUGAAAUGGAAUAUGAUCGGAUAUGUCAUCUCAAAAAGAUGUUACCGACUAGUAUGAUUCUAAAUGGCUUCUGUUAAGACUGGUUAGUACCCAAGCCCUUAAGUCCUUAACCCUCAAUAUCAUAAUCCAAAAACAUGCUACCAGUAUUGGGUA